Molecule: messenger RNA, 1038 nt
Organism: Paramuricea clavata
Lineage: Eukaryota; Metazoa; Cnidaria; Anthozoa; Malacalcyonacea; Plexauridae
Source: the annotation of a GenBank genome assembly
AUGACAGAGAAAGGUAGAGAAUAUGUCUGUUCGUUGAAAAGAAAAGCAGCCCUCGAUAUCAAGGAAGAAUUUUUGAAAGAACUGUUUAAUUUUGAGAAAAAUAUUGCAGAUUUCAAUGGUGUUGUUGAACUUAAUAAACAAAUAACAUUGUUAUCAGGGAAAAUGAAUUUUGUUAGCAAGGCCCUUGAUGAAUGGUUGAAAUUAUCCUUAGAUGAGAAUGAAAUUCGCGAAGUCAUAGAAAUGCGUACAUUUCUGUCCGAUAAAUUGUUGAGCACCCAGAGCUGGGCUCAAGAAUAUGCAGUGAAGUUUAGUCAGCAAAAGCAAGAAACAAUUUCUACAACAUCCCGACGAAGUAGUAGCAACAGCAGCCAUAUAAACACCUUAGUUGACCUUAAAGCAAGAAAAGCAGCUUUAGGAAAAAGAAUGCAAUAUUUUCAGUUAAUAUCCGAGCAGGAACGUAAACUUGAGCAGCUAAAGAUGCAGGGAGAAUUUGAGGAAGUCUCAGCACAAGAAAGUGUGUAUGAAACGCUUACUGAAACAGGAAACAUUUUGGGUACCAUUUCUAAUCCAGCCCUGCCCACAGAGAAACACAAUAUCAUGUCCACCUUUCUUGAAGAAGCCAUCAACAUAGCCAGCAUUCCCACAGAACAAAGAGUGCCGGAGGCCACAGUAGAACAAGAUGAGCCACGCGCAGUACAUCCCUUUCCCGAGGCACUGAUCCAAUCUCCAUACCAACCUGUUGAGGAUCGACCGGAUUCAUUAUCAGAAAUCGAUAGUGUAUCUCAAGUACAACCCCCAUUCCACGCAGAACAACCCUCACCUCAAGUGCAACACCCUCUCAACACAGAACAGUCCCCACCUCAAGUGCAACGCCCUUUCCACACAGAACAACACCCACCUCAAGUGCAACACCCUCUCCACGCAGAACAGUCCCCACCUCAAGUGCAACGCCCUCUCCACGCAGAACAGCCCUCACCUCAACUGCAGCCCCUAUUCCAAGUGCAACCCCCAUUCCACAUAGUACAACCCCCACCUCAG